Messenger RNA from Heterocephalus glaber (naked mole-rat), 4159 nucleotides. It is a transcript of the gene Eda2r, whose product is annotated as ectodysplasin A2 receptor. Gene Ontology annotation, molecular function: tumor necrosis factor receptor activity; protein binding. Lineage: Eukaryota; Metazoa; Chordata; Mammalia; Rodentia; Bathyergidae. Gene Ontology annotation, cellular component: plasma membrane. The record is from RefSeq and is a predicted model, not a curated record. Gene Ontology annotation, biological process: tumor necrosis factor-mediated signaling pathway; positive regulation of JNK cascade; positive regulation of canonical NF-kappaB signal transduction.
UGUAUGAAAAGGAUUGAGGGUGGAUGGAUUUGAUAAGUUGUUGCUACAAGUGUUUGUGAAAUGAGUGGAGUGAAGCUUUGAUUGCAACGGAUUUCUUAUACUGGUAAAUGUGGGAACACCCCUGGUGUGGCAAGGGGACUGGGAGCGGUGAAAAGAAAGGAUCAGGUCAGGAUGUCCCUGCCAUGGUGCUGCAAAAAUUUUCUUAUCAUGGAUUGCCAAGAAAAUGAGUACUGGGACCAAUGGGGACGCUGUGUCACUUGUCAACAGUGUGGUCCUGGACAGGAACUCUCCAAGGAUUGUGGUUAUGGAGAGGGUGGAGAUGCAUACUGUACAGCCUGCCCUCCCCGGAGGUACAAAAACAGCUGGGGCUACCACAGAUGUCAGGCUUGCAUCACGUGUGCUGUUAUCAAUCGUGUCCAGAAAGCCAACUGCACAGCUACCUCUAAUGCCAUUUGUGGGGACUGUCUGCCCAGGUUCUACCGAAAGACACGUAUUGGAGGCCUGCAAGACCAGGAGUGUAUACCUUGCACGAAACAGACCCCCAUCUCUGAGUUUCAGUGUGCCUUUCAGUUGAGCUUAGUGAAGGCAGAUGGACCCACAGUGCCCCUGCAGGAGGCCACACUUGUUGCAUUGGUGAGCAGUCUGCUGGUGGUGUUUACCCUGACCUUCCUGGGGCUCUUCUUCCUCUACUGCAAGCAGUUCUUCAACAGACAUUGCCAGCAUGUUGCAGGAGGUUCGUUGCAGCUUGAAGCUGAUGAGGCAGCAGAAGAAUCUCUCUUCCCCAUGCCACCUGGUCAGGAGACCAGUCCUGAGUACCCAGUGAGUGAGAACAUCUUUGAGAACCAGCCACUUACCCCCAUUCUGGAUGACGAAUGCAGCUCAACUCUUGUCUUCCCCACACAGGAGUCCUUUACUAUGCCCUCCUGUGCCUCGGAGAGCCACUCCAAUUGGGUACACAACCCUAUCGAAUGCACAGAGCUGGACUUGCAAAAGUUUUCCAACUUUACCACCUAUACUGUAGCUGAGACCUUUGAGGGGAGCCCUGCUGAAAGCUCUAGAGACAGGCUGGAGCUCAAUGUGCCCUUUCAAGUUCCUAGCCCUUAAAUCUACUGAGGCAAUCUGGAAAGGUGGGGCAGAAAGUCUAGAAAUUAGAGGCCAACCUCAAGGAAUUUCUCUCUGUGUUCAGUAGGUCUUGGUUAGUGGUACAGCAUUAAGCUAGGAAUAGUGUUGUGUUGGGGAGCAAUUAUUGUGAUAUUAAUCUUUUAAGCCAGUCAGACAUCACAGUUCUGGGUUAGGUUUAAACUGCCCCCAGUCACAAUUUACUUAUACCUUUAUAUAUAUUACAUUUAUCUGAUCUUCAUAACACUGUCCCUUGCUGAUAAGCAGGUCAGGGUAUAUUGCUUAGCCUCACUGUAUGGAGGUGGGAAGUGAAACAGAGAGGAAAAGUGAUUUAUUUGAAAUCACAGAGUGAUUCAGUGGCAGAACUGGGCUAGGGCUAAGGUUAUAAGGCUCCAUUCAAGAGCUAAUUCAAUUCCACCAUUGCAAAUAAUCUAUAGAUAAUGGUUUUUCACAAAGUCUUAAAUAUGAGACAGGUAAGUGAGCAGAGGUCUAAUUUUCAAAUAACCAACUACUUUUAACACUACUCAUUUUCAUAUUACAUCAGCUAUGAUAUUGCCAGCUGUACCUUAAUUUCCCCUUAUAUCCUACCUAAAAAGAUAUGUAUAUAUAAGAUAUGUAUUAUACAUUUAAAAGCCAUGACUGAUACUAAAUUAGUCAUCCUAGGUACCUUCAAGGGUUCAAGGUAGUCUAGUCCAAUCCUCCCUAUAAGGCCUUCAAUCCUUACUUAGGUAUAUUUUUAUAGAACAUUUUUAAUAGCUCUUAUCUGAAAUUGUUGGUACCAGAAGUGUUUCACAAUCUGAAAUUUUUGGUGUUUUGAAAGAUUUGCAUAUAUAAUGAGACGCCUUAGGAAUGAGACCAAAGUCUAAACCAAAAUUCAUUCAUAUUUCAUAUAUACAUAGCCUGUAGAUGAUUUCAUACAAUGUUUUUAGUGCUUGCAUUUUGACUUGCAGUCAGUCAUGUGAGAUCAAGAUGUGGAAAUUUUGGUGCUUAAAAAGUUCCAGAUGUGGAGCAUUUACAUUUUCGGAUUUUUGGAUUAGGGAUUCUCAGCUUAUUUCUACACCAAGAAUUUAUGCAGUCUUCCCUUAUACAUUGGUUAAUACAGCUGUACUAGUAGAUGUGAGCUCAAUAUAAAGAAAACACCUUCUGUCUGCCUGGGUUCUGGCUGUGUUCCUUAGGCCACAGAGAUUUCAAUUCCUUUCUCCAUCUUGUGAUACUGCUGCAGAAGUGUGAAGGCAGCAUCUCCUCUUUGGAAGGUACCACUUUAGGUUCUUCUAAGGUAUGUAGGGCUCAGAACUAAACCCAAUUUCAUGAAGAAUUGUUUCAUUAGUUUAGAAUAUAGUGCUUUUUUCAUCUCCCUAUAUAGGUGAUGUAUUUCUCUUGUUGCAUACUAUACCAUUUAUCUAACUCAUUAUUGGGAAGGGACUAGAGAGAGGAAGUAAAUACUGAGAUUGGCUCCCACUUUUCUAACUUGCUGUGCUCCAUCCCUAGAUCUCUCCUGCUCCUGUCAGCCUUGCCUAGUCAUUCUAGACUCUCCUGCCUUAUUCUUACACCCCAGCAGCAGCAAAGGCCUGGGAUAUGGUGUCCACAACAGCCAGUACUCUGCAAAUGGGGUACAUUCUAUCCCAUCCUACAAAGGAUCGAUUCCCCACCAUUUCCCCAAGACUAACCUGGGAAAAUGCUUGCUUGCUUGCCUCCCUGUUUCAGCUUGAAGAGCCAAAUUCCCUAACCUGAAACUACUGGACAUGUUCCUAGAUUAACUUGAUUCCAGAAAAGAGCAGAGGGAAUGACAAUGAAUAGAAUAGUUUCCCUGCUUAUGUUUUGGUCCUGUGAGCUUGAAGCAAGGAGGCUUUAAGAACUUUAUUGGCAUCCACCUAGCACUUUAGAGACAAAAAUGAAACCAUUUUCUUUUAGCUCCUCCACAGUCUCCCCAACACCCUAACAAAUGCACACAGCCCUCUUGGGAGAGGCCUGGUACCAUGAUCCCCCAAGUCACAUCCCACACUUUCAUGGAUAUAAAAGCUCUAUAGCUUGCCCAUUUGUUAGGUUCUUCCUUCCUCUUCACAAAUAGGUCUGCACCCUUCAUCAGUAGCGAUACAAAGCAGUGUCUUUUUUUAACUUUAAAAUGGUGUUUCCUUCAUUUUUAUUUCACUUCUACUUUUGACUCUACUGUCUUCCUGAUGCCUGGGCUUUGAGGUGAAGUGAAGUUUCUGUGGCCUGGGAGCAGCCACUGAGGAGCUAAUAUUCUCAGUGGGGCCUGUUCCUGGGGAAGAUCGAGGCCAUUUGGUGCAUUCUUGGUGUGGUGAAAAGUCAAUCUAUUUCUUCUGAGCCUAUACCACCAGUUUUAUAUGGUUCUUAGCAUGAAAUGGAACUCCUCUUCUAUGGCCUUCUAAUGGAACAGGGCAGAUGAGACCCUAGAAGCUCAGGUGUGAGCAUCAUGUAUUGUUUUUAAGUCUCAUGUCUAUAACGAGCCACUCAGACUGUUACCCACUCCCUUAUAGUAGGUCAGGUUUGGAAGAAAGUUGUGUUCAACUUAGUGGAGCAACUGGCUACUUUGCUUGGGAGCAGUAUACAGUUUGGGAUGACGGAUAUGACUUAAUUUGUAAAAACCAAGACUGGGUCCCUCCGCUCCCGGCCCAGAGGUAGGGGCUUCUGAGCCACCAUCCCACUGCUCCUGGUCCAGAAGAAGGAGCUUCCCAGCCACCAUCCCUCCCACCGCUCCCAGCCCAGAGGAAAGGGCUUUUGGGCAACCUUCUGUCCCGCCACUCCUGGCCCAGAGGAAGGGGCUUCUGGGCCAUCAUCCCUACCCCGGAUCUGGCCCCUGUCCAACCUCUCCCAGCUCAGAGGAGGUGAGGUGCGUGGGCACCAACAGCUCCCACCCCGGCCUCACCCAGUCAAAAUGAGAAAACACGGAAAUAAGGCUCAAAACCAGACUUCCAGAUCACCUACAGCAACCACAAAGGGAAAGGAGAUGGAACACUCUGAUACUCAACCACCUGGACCUACUGAACUGUCAACAAAAGGAGAUCUGGAAAAAAUGAAA